Schistosoma spindalis is the source of this 5006-nucleotide messenger RNA. Lineage: Eukaryota; Metazoa; Platyhelminthes; Trematoda; Strigeidida; Schistosomatidae. The record is from the annotation of a GenBank genome assembly.
UAUCUCACUAAGAUUAAACUUUCGAUUCAUGUAAAUUAAUUUAGUCCAUUUCUUCUCUCAAGUAGUUGAUAAUAUCUUAGCCAAAUCCUAUUAGAAAACACAGGUAAAACUAUAUUGCACCGAGAGCUUUGAGUGACGACCAAUCAAAAUUAAGCCUGAUCAUGUUCAAUAUUAACCGCGAAUUCAAAACACUUUUGCGGAUAGCUUUUUGUUGGAAAUGAUUAUUUUGAUUAAACUUUGUAUUUUAGAGGAUUGAAUGAUGAUUUUCAUGUAUAAUAAAGUGUUAAGGUCAAUAUGUUCCAUUGAGGAAUAUUAGGAUUAUAAAUAGUUUCCCAGGAGUACUAGGGUUCAAGAUGAAGCUGAGCAAGGAGUUCGAGUUUAGCUGGGUUACUACAACUCUACGAUUUACAGCUUAAUUUAUAGAUAUUUAGCCUUUAUACAUUCAUUGUUCAUACUAAAAUUCUUAACCAUCUGUAAUUUUAUCACUUUCUGUAUUUAAAAGCUCUUACGCAAAACUUGCAGUCUGAUUAAUUUUUUUAUUGUUGAACCUCCAAAUUAUCCUUAAAAAAUCGCUUAGGGCCUGUCUGUACUAGUAGAGUUUUACUAAAACAAUUUUUAAAAUGAUAUAGGACCAAUUGUCUUUUAUUUUUUUCCGGGGUUGGUGGGCAAUUUUUAGGGCCUGGUGAUUCUCCACGUGAUAUUUCCUUGAUUGGUCUUAGUGUUGGGGUUGGCGUAGGCGCUGUCGGACCCUCUUCCCCAUCCUCCUCAUCGUCAUCCAUGGGAGGACAAUUACAAAAAUCACCCGUCAGUAUACAAAUAAGUUGGCAACCACCUAUUCAUCCAAAUGGACCUUUAACAGGUUAUCUACUUUAUUACACGAUAAAUCAUAGUUUACCUUUAAUGAAAUGGUCGAAACGACAUUUACCACCGGAUAGUUUGAAUACAGUUAUUUCUGGACUUGUACGUAAUGCUAUUUAUGCAUUUUGUUUAAAAGCUACUAAUUCAUUUGGUGAUGGUCCAAUUUCAUCAGUGAAAUUUUAUCGUACACCAGAUGUUUAUGGUCAAGGCGGUGGUGUUCUAACAUUUGCCGAACAUGAUUCGAUGAAAUCUAUAAAUCCAAUUAGUUCAUUAAAACAUCAUGAUAGCAUAGAUAAUGAUAAAAUUGUCAAUUAUCCAGCAGAUUUAAUCUUUGUCAAGCAACCUACAACAUUAUUAAAUAAUGGGAAACAAUAUUAUGGUGGUAGUAAUACCACAACAAUUGGUACAGUUCUAUAUACACCAAUAAAAAAUUCCUGGUUAAUUUUUGGAAUUAUGAUUGGAUUUUCAAUAAUGAUUCUUAUAAUUAUUGUAAUUUCAUUAUUUUAUCGAAAACAUCGUCGUAAUUUUGGUCCAUUAAUGAAUUAUAAACCUGGACAAAAUUUAACUCGUUUACCUGAUGGGGAUAAUUUAAACGAAACUAGUAAUAAUGCUACUAACAAUCGAAAUCGUAACAUAAACACCCAGAACAAUUCAAUUUCUUCGCAAUAUUUUGGAAAGAAACGUAAAUGCCUUACAAAAUCUUCAUUUGGUGGAGUUGGUGCAAAUGCAGGUACGACAGCUGGUAAUCAAGACGUAGCCUUAUUAAUGAGUAAUGGCGAAGCACUGUUAGCUUCGGAUAACAUGGAUUGUGGUGUUGUUGAUGGUCUACAACAACCAUUAUCUAAUUUAUUAGUUAGUGGUGCUUUAGUCACUAUGCCGAAUGUGUUGACAACAUCAAUGAAUUUAUCGUCAGCUACUGUUGGCGUCGGUGCUUCUAGUGGAAGCGGUGUUGUUGGUGCUGGACAAAUUUCAUCAGCUGGAAUUACACCAAAUCAAGGUGUGUUAUAUCAUAAUCAGGACAAUAUGAAUACUGGUUCAUAUUCAUGGGAUCGUGAUUCUGACUCGUUACAAUUCGCUUCUGUAUCACAAGAACGUACAGUUGAUAGUAGUCAAUCGCCCAAUAAUAUAACCACUGGUGGUCAUGGACAAAUGACUCCAACAAACGGCGGUAGUGCUGGAAGUACAAAUUCAGCCCAUGGUAGCAUUGGUACACCGACAAGAAUAAUACCUAAUUUAGCCUAUCAUCAAGUACAUGGUUUUCCGAAUGAUCCAACUUUGGGCUAUUCUUACCCAACAGUGUCAAUAAUUCCAAAUAUAGUUAAUCCUAUGAUCAUUCCUUCACGUCCAUCAGUCAAUAAUAUUAGUAUUCCAAUUACUGGUUAUCCAAAUCAUUUAAUCCCUUCUAUUAUGCCAUCAAAUAGUAUUAAUAAUAAUAGUAUUAGUAGUAAUAAUAAUAUGAACAAUUAUUUAGUACACUAUUAUCCGACUACAUCUAUGUAUAAUCAUCAUUUAAAUAAUAGAAUGCCAACAGAUCGAUUUCCAUCGAUAGUUGCUCAUCAACCUCCACCUCAUAUGGUCUACACUGGACAAUCAUCAUCAAGAUAUCAUGUACCGUGUAAUAUCGACCAGUCUCAAUUGGUGGCUACAUAUGCUCAUGUAAUUAAUCCAUCCGCCUAUACACCUGUUGGUCAACCAGGAUUUGUCAAUGUGAAUACACCUCGAGUAAAUGCAGCUGAAAUUAUGUCAUUUACAAGUUCAGAAGAUAUCGGACCAGCAGUAUCAACUUCUGUGAAUGAAAAUGAUUUAACGCAGAAAUUUCUACCUGUUAAUGGAGAUGAUCAUUCGCGGAAUAAGGCAUACAUUAGUAGUCCUGCAAAUCAUACACAUACUACACCUAAAUCUAAACGUACUUCGUCCGGAGCAACUGGUUCUCGUUCAAUAACAUCACCUAGACGGCGACCAUUGCCUAAUUCAAAUCGAAAUGAGCGAAAUGCUGAUUUACAUUCCAGUAGAUCUGUUGUGGUAGACCAACAGAAUUGCAUGAAUCGUAGUAAUAAUAAUAGUAAUAACAAUACAAUGACACACAUGAAACAAGGAUCUAAUCGUAAUUCUGUAAUUGCAAAUAACAAUGGAGUUGAAGGUGAACAUGAGGGUGUUCAAAAAGCAUUUAGUAGUGAAGAACUUACACAAGAAAUGGCUAAUUUAGAAGGUUUAAUGAAAGAUCUUAGUGCUAUAGCUCAAGAAGAAUUUAAUUGUUAAUAUUUUCACUAGAAAUAUAAAUAUCAUUUAUUAUUAUCAUUAUUAUUAUUAUUAUGUAAUUAUUGUAAUUGUUGAGUUGUUUUUGUAUUUUCUUCAAAAUGAAAUUGCAUUUUAUUUUAAUCGGGAUAAUGAUGGUGAUAUAAGUUACUUGUACAUUUAUGCACAAUAUCAAUCAUGAUAUAGAUACUAUAUUUGAUUAUUUUCCUCCCUUUCUCCCCUCUCCCUGUAUGUAUGUAUGUGUGUGUGUGACAUAAUUAUUGAUUCAAAUCAAAAUCUUUGUAUAUUUAGAAUGUAACAAUACCUCAAUGCGUAUGCUCAACAUAUUUAUUAUUCUCUUAUUCUUGUUUAUACUUAUUUCAAUUUAUUAACAUCUAUGGUAUUAAUUUCCUAUUAUAUUCAUUUAUUUAUGUAUCUGUUUUAAGGUUGUCAGCUUACUACUAUUGUGCAAUUUCACUGCUCUCUACUCUCUUCUGUAAAACAGAAUCAUCAGUUCAUAAUACUUUUCAAUAAAAAAUAGCUGAUGGAAAUGAUCUAAUUCCCGAUUUUUGUUUCUUUAGUGUUUUCUUUUUCUAUUUUCAGAUUUACUCCUACCCUUACUCAUUUUCUGUUUGGGCAUCUAUUUUUUUUAUAUCGAUUAUCCUUGAUAUGUAUGAAGUUGCUUCUUUACUGUUCGUUCUAAUGACAUUCAUUUAUCUCUCUCGUCAUUUUCGGUGAUUUCCUGUUACUACUUAUUUUAAGAUAAGUAGUAUAUAUGUAUUACACAUAAACUGUUGAAUAUAUUUAGGGAAUUUAUGAUUUUUAAUCUAAAUUUUUCAUUCUCUCGUUAGGUUUUGUUAUUUUACUAAUACAGCAUUUUUUUAAAGUUUAUCUUUUCCUUUUUAAAAAAUGAUGUUUAAAUAAUGAGACCAUGACCAUUUUUGUCUGUGCUGAUUUUUGUAUUGUAAUUAUUCAUGGUAUACAUUCUUCGUUUAACUAUCCCCCCCUCAUCACUCUUCAUCUUCUUUCUCUCUGUCUUGAUGUUUCUUGUACACUUUAUAUUGUAUUCUGUUUCUUUUUUGUUUUUGUUUUUUUUUGUUUCCUAAACGAAUUGGUUAUUCCUCCGAAAGGAAUACAAUAUAUGAAUCAAUAGUAAUGAUAAUGUAUAUUUUCGUUUAUCUUUGCUUUGUGUAUCCAUCACAUUUAUGUACAGAUCAACAAUAAAUUAUUCUACUCAAAAAAUGAGUUUCCGUUCUUUUAUUCCUGUUAUAUACCAUAUGAAUUUCUACAAACUAGUUAAUCAAUUAAUUAUGGUUUAUGGGUAAAAAUAAACAGCGGGAUAAUUCAAAUGUUUAUUAAUAAUGAUCUAAAAAUCGUACCUGUUACACAAGCUAGUGGCUGACGUACUGUAUGUUUAAGGCGAUGUGUACUAUAUCUGAACUCCUAUGUAACCAUCAACACUGAAACGCAGAUACAUCUAGCCAAUAAUUUAUAAAUAGGAUGAAACUCGUAUCCGCUAUUCCUUCUACCAUUGACUUCAACUCUGGACAUACACAGUAAGUAACUGUGUCGAAUAAAGUAUUGUUUAACCUGCAAUUUAGUUCCUCAUUAAUGAUCGUCAGUUUGGUAUCUGGUAUAACAUGAUCUCCAGCCUGUAUACCGUAUCAAUCGAGUAUCCAGUCUUGUGAUAGCAUACCCUUGAUCACCUGUCCCUGUUAUUGUAUUAUAAUAGUAUAUGAUAGCUACGAAGCGAAAAAUUCAUUCUCCCAGUACUCUCAGAAUAUGAGUGGGGUUUGACAACUCAUGAAAUAACCGAAACGUAUUUUAUUUCAUUGUUGGCCAAUCAAAAACUUAUUAUUGAUGAAUGGUUUGUGGAAAAAAUGUACGUAUCUACUAAAGUUUGCUGCAUACGU